Messenger RNA from Micropterus salmoides (largemouth bass), 3109 nucleotides. It is a transcript of the gene spag6, whose product is annotated as sperm associated antigen 6. Gene Ontology annotation, molecular function: microtubule binding. The transcript is spliced from 11 exons. Gene Ontology annotation, biological process: sperm axoneme assembly; filopodium assembly; neuron projection extension. Gene Ontology annotation, cellular component: sperm principal piece; microtubule cytoskeleton; axoneme. Bases 1337 to 2860 code for a protein of 507 amino acids. Lineage: Eukaryota; Metazoa; Chordata; Actinopteri; Centrarchiformes; Centrarchidae. The record is from RefSeq and is a predicted model, not a curated record.
UAUUAGUGUUUCACAGAGCAGCGUCAUUACCACACAACAUGGUUAUCCUAUAUACAGUACCUAGCGUAAAAAAAUCGAAAAUAGCCUAUUGCUUAUUCAGAAUGAUCAGUUUUUGAUGGCUUACCCGAGUGAUAAUAAAGCUAACUUAGUUUAAUGUGAUAAUUUGGCUAUUCAUCCGGUAUUUUAUUUUUUUUUUUUAAAUAGCCUAGAGACCUCAAACGGAGCCGACAAAACUCAUCUAUGCAUUUAUGUGUAAAAAAACAAGCAAACAAAAACCUAAUCGCAUAAACACAAAACUGAGCCCGAUUGGGUUUAAUAUUUAUUUUAAAUUACUUACAUUUUAAAAUAGCCUAUGUCUAAAUAGACCUAGUUGUUUCUGAAACUUUGUAAAAGAUGUAGGCUACAUGGGACAUGGGAACAGGCUUUAAUAAAUUGGCACUCUGCCACCUGAAUCGGCUCAUCUAAAAUCUCUUUCAUUCACUUGGGUAACAAAACCAACAUUAUGCAAGGCUGUGUCUGUGUGCCCGAUUGGACCUUUUUUGUCCAUAGCCUACGGUACUUUAUUUUUAAUUUUCUAUUUGAAUUGGUCUAUGGUUUAUUUUUUAUUUAUUUUUUAUCUAAGUCCAACUUUUUCGUCUUUGUUUGCUACGGCGGCUCAAAUGUUUGGACCAGGCCCAUCUCCGUCACAUUUUGUAAUAACAAUGCAUUUUUUUAGUCCAUAUUAAUCCCUUCUUAUAAACGGAAAAUAACAAGUCGAACCCCCUUCAGGCAGGCAGGUCAUGUGAGGACACACUCCUGAGCAGGAAAGGCAGGCAAAAUUUAAAAAGAAGAGGGGGGAGACUCUUUCCUUUUGAAAUGUUCCGCCACGCAGCGCAGCGUGAAAUGAGCAGCAUGUUCACUUCAUCAGCCAAUGGCCGCUUCGAUUUCGCCACUCUGUUUUCCUUUGAAUAAACGACGUUGUGAAAAGUAAACGCGACAUGUCCGCGGCUGGUCUUUUAGCGGGAACUGAAGACGCCGUGGACAGAGACGAGGAAGCGACACAGAGCUCUCACACUCGACAUAUUUCCGGGAAGCAAAAAAAAAACAAACCCAUGCGAGGUGAGAGUGACUCCUCUCGGCUCUAGACGAUCUUCCUCUCGACUCUAGUCGACCUUCAUCGGAAACAGCCGAACGUUCUGCUUCCCGUCUGUUGCCACGACAACACUAUACAACACCACCUGAAAUCCAAACCUGGACACGGCCAAGAGCAAAAACGCUAUACUGAAUCCUGCGGUAAAUUCACGGUGCUUUCUGGGGAGAUAACCCGUGUGAAAAUAAAUCCUUCCCCAGGGCAACAAUGAGCCAACGACAGAUCAUUCAAGUUUUUGAGCAGUAUCAGAAAUCAAGGAUGCAGUUUGUGCAAACUGUCGCUGAUCUGGCAGCCAGGCCCCAAAACAUAGACAUCCUUCACAGUGCUGGUGUGAUGUCAAUGCUGCGUCCCCUGAUGCUGGACGUGGUCCCCGGCAUCCAGCAGACGGCAGCUUUGGCUCUGGGCCGCCUGGCAGACCACAGCGAUGACCUGGCCGAGGCAGUGGUGAAGGAAGAUAUCCUGCCCCAGCUGGUCCACUCUUUGGCCUCACACAAUAGGUUCUAUAAGAAGGCAGCAGCGUUUGUGAUGCGUGCAGUCGCCAAACACUCCCCCGAGCUGUCCCAGGCUGUGGUGGCCUGCGGGGGAGUUGAUGCCCUGGUUCUCUGCCUGGAGGAGUUUGACCCCGGGGUGAAGGAGGCAGCCGCCUGGGCUCUCGCCUGCAUCGCACGACACAACGCAUCGCUGGCCCAGACGGUGGUGGACGCGGGUGCUGUCCCCCUGCUGGUGUUGUGUCUCCUGGAGCCUGAGAUGGCCCUCAAACGCAUCGCAGCUUCCACCCUCAGCGACAUCUCCAAGCACACGCCGGAGCAGGCCCAGACCGUGGUGGACAAUGGUGCCAUCGCCCACCUGGCACAGAUGAUCCUCAACCCAGACCCCAAACUCAAGAGGCAGGUGUUCUCAGCCCUCAGUCAGAUCAGUAAGCACUCGGUCAGCCUGGCGGAGAUGGUGAUAGAGGCUGAGAUCUUCCCUGCAGCUGUAGUCUGCCUCAGAGAUCCAGACGAGUAUGUCCGGAAGAACGUCGCCACCCUGUUGAGGGAGGUGGUGAAACACACACCAGAGCUGUCCCAGGUGAUUGUGAAUUGUGGUGCCAUCACAGAAGUGAUCGACUAUCUUGGUGCUUGCCGUGGAAACCUGCGCUUGCCGGCGAUCAUGAUGCUGGGAUAUGUGGCAGCUCACACUGAGAACCUUGCCAUGGCUGUCAUUGUGUCCAAGGGGGUGCCACAGUUGGCCCUGUGUCUGUCCGAAGAACCUGAACAUCACAUCAAGGCAGCCGCAGCCUGGUCCAUUGGCCAGAUAGGUCAUCACACCCCUGAGCACGCCAAGGCAGUGGGCACAGCUAACCUGCUGCCCAAACUGCUGGAGCUCUACAUGGACGCCAGCAGCUCUGAGGACCUGCAGGCCAAGAGUAAGAAGGCUCUGAAGAGCAUCCUGCAGAAGUGCACCUACAUCCCAGCUCUGGAGCCCCUCCUCUACGAUGUACCAAGCAACAUCCUCAAACAUGUAGUCUGCCAGUUCAGCAAGGUGCUGCCCCAUGACCCUAAGGCUCGCCGUCUGUUUGUGACCAGCGGGGGUCUGAAGAAAGUGCAAGAGAUCCAGGCCGAGCCCGGCUCCCCUCUACAGGAGCACAUCAACGCUAUCAACAGCUGUUUCCCUGAAGAGAUAGUCAGGUACUACUCCCCUGGCUACUCAGAGGUCUUGCUGGAGCGGCUGGAGAGCUACCAGCCAGCCUGACAUCAGUUCACACUACACAUCCUGUUGAAAUGUUAACAUGAAGAUGUACCAUGCAUACACAGUAAAUACAAGAUGUUUUUUCAAAAAACUGUUUUCCAUAUUUUAUAUUGCGUUUGUGUUGUCACUUUUAAAUGCAUGUUGAUUGCAACUGCAGCUUGUAUUUAGACAGAUUUAGACAGUAUAUACAAAUAUUGCCACUGUAUGUUACGUAAGAGACCUUCAAGAUAAAAUAAAAGAACAACAGCCCUG